Molecule: messenger RNA, 2021 nt
Organism: Ornithodoros turicata
Lineage: Eukaryota; Metazoa; Arthropoda; Arachnida; Ixodida; Argasidae
Exons: 8
Coding region: 251-1741 (496 amino acids)
Source: RefSeq, a predicted model, not a curated record
UCUAAAAAAUUUCCCCAAAAAACGGACAGAUUACCCUACCCGUUGGGGUAAAAUUUUACAGACCACAACUGUAUUUGUCAUUUUACGGGGCCUCCCCGUUAAAAAGUUCCGUGUGGGCAUUUAUGGGCGCCCCGCACAAGCACAUGAGCGUUUUCAGCCUCGAAAGAAGGGGAACGCAGCAACACUGGGCCGUCUGUCAGUCUGAGUGCAGUGAACAACAUCGACGACCGGUUUGUUUGUUGAAUGAAGGAUGUUCAGCUGCAGGCAGUGUGGAACAUCAUUUUCUUCGCGGGCGAGUUACGUUACUCACCAGAAAGUCCACAUCAACAUUAACAACUACCGGUUCCCAUGCUUCGAACUAGGAUGCCAGAAUGAAAUCUACGGCAUGAGCGAGCUCCCACAUAAUAUCAUAAGCAGACUGAAGGAGGUCCUGCCAGGACUUUCUGAGGAGAAGGCCUCGCAGCUUCAUGCGUGCUUGUGGGACAUUGGUGUUCGCAGCCCAUCUGAUGUAACGUACGUCAAAGAGAGCGAGCUGUCAAGUGUGCUGAACCCAAUUCAAUGCAGAAAGCUCCUGCACCUUUGGAAUAGCGUUGAGGACUCCGUGCAGUUGAGCGUGCCUGAAAUCUCUGCAUCUGAACCACAGUCUGUGCACGUUGACUCGAGUACAGCACCAAAGUCUCUCUCCCCGGACUGGCCAUCUGCUUUUGUGAUACCCUUUCAACGAGCAAACGCAGAUUUUCUGCAAGAUUUGCAGGAGAAGAGGCGACCAAAGAAGAAACUUUUGCUAGAGUUUGUGAGAACUGUGUGCGCUGAUAUCCAAACCAUAUGUUCAAAACCAGGUCGGGCAGCUCUUGCUACGAUUGCCAAGAAAAUUGUUGAUGCAUACCCAGAAUCGUUAUCUGACACAUUAGGUGGUUCCAUAGUUGGAUCAGGCUAUGACUCGCUUAGAGCUAAAUUGGAAAACAGAUUGGACAACAUGAACCGUGGGUCCUCAGCACCUCCACGAGUGACGACUCCAUCAGAGAAAAAACGCCCAGCUAGUGACAGCUAUGGCUGUAUCGAAUGGAGCUGCUCAAUUCCAGCUGGUGAAACACUGGAGUCACAAGAGGAGAAGAGGCUUGAACUGGAGGAGAUGUUCUCGGGAGAGAGUGUUAGUCUUAAUGAUGCAGCGGCUUUGAUGGACCAGACAUACUAUUUGCAGAGGCAGCAUAUAAAUGAAGGCAUCUCAGUCUCAGACGUGCAGGACAAAUGGCCGUGGCUCUUAACUAUAACAUGUUUGCUGAACCACUUUAAGAGACUGACAGGAGUUGACGCCAAGGCAAACAUUACUGAGGCUAUGUCCGUGAAAGGGAAAGUUAUCCUACAGUAUUUUGCAACAGUUAACAAGGAGGACAUACAAAAGGUUCUUGACGCCGUGGGCGAGUCAUUUCGUCAAACUGGAACACGGUAUGGGGACCCUGUUGGUGUACUGCAGGGAACACUGGCCACCUUCCGUGAAGAGUCCACGUUCUUCAUUGUCGAGCUGAAGCCAGACAUGGUGAUCCAGGAAGCAGCGCUCCCUCCUACACCAUUAAUUGUUUGCGUAGGAAGCCCGUACAGAUGCAGGAACUUCCUGAUUGCAGCAGACCAGCAAGUUGUAAUGUCUGGUAUCUCUGAGUUCGCGGAUGCUCUGUCAUGCCUUAUGGCAAUCUACUUCGUCUUCAACAUCGCCUACCCCCCCCCAGGUCCAGGCUACACUUGACUUUUUGCAGAGGUGCUUCCUUCAAAUCAACCCUGAACUUGGAACUAGGCUUAAAAAGAAGCGUCAUGGACCAGGAGCAGUGAUCCAAAAGGUGCUGUCUUUCGUAGAAGACAUAAAACGCUAUGAGGCCAACAGCUGGGUGUUUGGGUGAACUGAUGAAAACGUGGAUCCUUCCCCAGCGCUGGAAGAUACAGCACCGGUGGACCGAAAGGGACUGUGUUGUGGAUAAACAUUGUAAGCAUUAUUGAAUAAACGUAAUUUUGUUGACUUUCACAGAACA